UCGGAAAUGCGGCCAGCAUCGGUUGUUUCAAGUGUUGAGCUCGAGACGAGAAAAAUCAGCGUAGGAAAAAUUAUUUCUGUUCGCGUUUAUGUGUGCCAUAUGUUUGUUUAUUUGUUUGUCUGCUCGUUGGGCAUCGAUCGCCCCUUGCCCCUCUCAUUCUUGCACGCUUUUUUAUCGGGCAGGCGGGGUUAACAACAGUGGAAUACGGAGGAGUAUCCGCCAGAUACGCGAGCUGUGCUCGCCGAGUUUCCACGAGUUUUUCAUGAGCGCUGCACUUUUCCCUGAUGGCAUUGCACAUACCGCAUGGGCAAUCGCUUUUCGGCUUUUCCUCGCCUCAAGUAUUUAUUUGCUCAGAUGUUCGCGGUUUUCCACAUUCUCGAUUCCCACUGGGAGCAGUGGCCAAAAACGUAUGAAUCCGACGAAUGCAAGAUUAUCUGAUGAGCGCCAAUGUAAAUGUUCCAUACGUGGCAGUUGGCUUCGAUUUGGUGUUCGGUGCUUCAGACGCCUCAUUUACAUAUCGUUAAAAUUGUUAGAAAAUCGAUGGAUUAUUGCAUUUUCCCACUGCUCCUUGGCAACAGGCACAAGCAAAUAUUUCCGAGUGGUUGGCGUUGUGAAAAGCGAAUUUCAUUCUCGAAUGGGUAAAUAAAUAUGUCUUGAGUUUCGGCCCACACUCUUGGAAUAGUUCUACAUACUUGUAAUUAUCUUACAUAUUUUUUGAAUUCCUGUUUAAAGGGGUAACAAAAUAUCUGCACAGGAUACCAAAAUGUAUUAAGUAAGGACAUUAAAGUCAUUUUAGAGAAAAUUUACACUGCCUUGAAAUGUUGUGCUUAAAAAAUGUGAUAUAUAUAUAUAAUUGAGUGCACUUGUGAUAUAUGUAUGUAAUUCCAGUAAAUUUAUCUCAACUUGACAUUCAUUCUCCACAAUUGUCUUGAAGAUAUGACCCAGAAAUAAAGAUCAUUUUUGCAUUAAUUGCAAUUAUUCUUGAGAACGAAUGGUUUUCUUACUUAUUUCCGCACCACAACUUUCCAUUUCCGUGCGGCUUUCGAGGAACAUUUAAGUUUGUUAUUGCAUGACCUUGCUUGCCCUUGACUAACGCCAAGUACUUUGAUCUGGUCAGCAUAAAGUGCUUUAUAUCUACAGAUCUUUUCUUUUAUGUAGUCCCUUGAAACGAUCACGAGAAUGUAUCGGUGCCACUACCAUCCGGUUAAUUAUUUUUGCUGUCGAUUUUUUACCUUUUUUCUGGUCUUCUUUUCAUUUCAUGAAUCGGGUGUGCUGAAAUUGUUUAUAUCGGCGCAAUCAAAAUAAAAAUAAACUAACUAUUUUCUGACAAACAAUUGCUGAAGCGAAAUUCGUUCUUUGCCAAUUUUUCUUCGAUUCGCAAGAAUUUAUUAGUGAAGUAUAUUUAAAUCAAGAUUUAUUUAGCACUCCAUCUUUGGGUUUUGAUGGCCUUACAGCUGUGUUUAAAAUUAAAAAAAUAUAUAUAUACAAAAUCUUUGUGGAGAAUAUGAAACAGGAAUUCCGUGAAAUACAUGAAUAAACAAUGUAAUUUUUGAGUUGUGUGUACGUUAGUAAGAUUCCAGUCCCUACAAACUGCAGUGAUGUUUCCACAAACAUUGAAUUGUAACUAUUGUUCUUAUAAUCCCUAAAUUACAGGGUAUAAGUUGUUCCCAACUGCCUGACUUCUCUCACAUCUGCUGUCCCAAUUCCCCUGUUUAUCCGCUGUCGUCGUUGGUUCCAAUUCCGAUGGUUAUCCGCCCCCAAUUAGGAGGCGACAUCAUCGAGUGGAAUUCUCCAAACGUUUCAGAUCUAGUUUGGAAUUCACUCAGUUCCCACGAUGUGGUUGCAUUGGCAGUGGCUGAUCUGGGCUCUUGUGUGGCUUCAUGUGGCAAUGGCCACCAAGUGGUAUGGCGGUGGAAUGGACUUCAAUGAUCCCUCCUCCUGGCUAGAUGAUCACUUGCCAUGCGCACAGGACGUGAUCGUUUUUCCGGAGUACUACCCAGCCCUGUUGCCUCUGCCCGAGAACAUAGCCAUUGAUGGCUUGGUUUUCCCCAGAGAAGGGGCGAUCCUCCUGGCGGAGGAAUCUACCAUUACCUUUGGUUCCGACAAGCAGCCCGCCUGUGAGAGCGAGGAGAAGAAGGCCUUUCUGAAGCCGCCGAAGUCGAGUAAAUGGUUCGAUCCUGGCACCUGGACGGACAAAUCUAAGGAAGCUUCCACAUUUACACCGGAGCUGGAGAGGAUUCCCUGUGAUGACGAGCAGGUCAUCAUCAAGGGGCACGGACCACUGGCCUUCGACCUGGAAAACGUGCAGUAUCUGCGGCUGGGACAGCUCAUUCUGGCUGGUUCGUCCAUCUCCAAGACGUACUUGGAACAACUUAUCAGCAGAGAUCUGGGGCAGUUCCUCUUCCACAAUGCCAAGUACGUCCAGGUGGAGUACUACAGAGGAGAGCUCUGUGGCUGCCACAAGGACUUUGAGCGCUUGCUGGAACCCGUUUGCCACAAUGUCCAGGAGCAGUGCGAGACGCCCCACUGCUUGUCCCCAGUGCGCCCCUUGGGAUCGUGUUGCCUCAUCUGCGGCGCCAUUCUAACCACGCCCACGACGCACUGCACCGAGGGCAGCAGAAAGGAGUUUUUGACCCAGAUUACUAACCUCAUUAGCCAGCAGAGUGUGAAGGAUCAGAUCGGCCUGCACGUGGAGUUCGUGGGCUCCCAGCAGUUUGGAAACUCCCUGCAGGCGGUGGUCACUGAUCGCCUUAAAUACAGUGAACGGAGCAUGGAGUUCCUGCAGCAGAACCUACAAAACUGGCACAAGAAAGGAAUAAAGUUGGAAGUCUCGGGUCGACCCUAUAAUCCGAAUGUCAGCUUCUCCUCGAUUGUGUUCAUCCUCUUCUGCAUGGCACUGGUGGGUCUGGUGUCCGUGGUCAUUUUGGCGCACUUUAUGCCGGAGAAUCCCUACCUCAACCGCAUCCCACAGUGGAUCCACGACGCCCGUCGCUGGAGGUGGCGUCACCUGGGCUUGAGACUGCGCCGGAAUCUGCUGUUCAACCGUUUUGACAACGGCGGCGCAGGAGGUGGCUCCAGUGACGGAGGUGCUUCUGGUGUGGAUCGUCUGGGCAUUAUGGCUUACGACCCGGAAAGCGGCGAGGUGAGGGAACGAGCCUUUGAUAAUCCCAUGUUCGAGCAGGCAGGAGCUUUGGAGGUGGCUGCCAGGGAGUCGCAGGAGCAGGAGGAAAUACUGGCUGUCCCCAAAAUGGAGACUGGAGAUCUGGACGCCGGCAGUGUGGUGGAUGAGCAGGAGCUCACGGAAAUCAACUUGGAAACCUGCAGGGCGGACACCGAUGAGGAGACCAUCUAAUUAAAGUCAACCUUUUCCGAAAGCUCCAAUAGACCAUCUUAUACAAUCUGACGUAAAGUUUUGAGAAUAGGUGUUCAAUAUUACUGACCCGCUUAUUAAAGUAUUUGUUAUAAUUACA
Messenger RNA from Drosophila santomea, 3470 nucleotides. It is a transcript of the gene Amnionless, whose product is annotated as protein amnionless. Gene Ontology annotation, biological process: receptor-mediated endocytosis; intracellular protein localization. NCBI's taxonomy places the organism in Eukaryota, Metazoa, Arthropoda, Insecta, Diptera, Drosophilidae. The coding region runs from base 1835 to 3352 and encodes 505 amino acids. The transcript has a single exon. Gene Ontology annotation, cellular component: apical plasma membrane; endocytic vesicle. The record is from RefSeq and is a predicted model, not a curated record.